Nerophis ophidion (straightnose pipefish) is the source of this 1227-nucleotide messenger RNA. RefSeq names its product semaphorin-5A-like. Gene Ontology annotation, molecular function: semaphorin receptor binding; chemorepellent activity. The record is from RefSeq and is a predicted model, not a curated record. NCBI's taxonomy places the organism in Eukaryota, Metazoa, Chordata, Actinopteri, Syngnathiformes, Syngnathidae. Gene Ontology annotation, biological process: axon extension; axon guidance; negative regulation of axon extension involved in axon guidance. The coding region runs from base 1 to 1212 and encodes 403 amino acids. The transcript is spliced from 7 exons.
AUGGAGAGUCAUAAAGGGGUCUUCUCCCUGGCUCAGCAGAUCAGUGACACAGAGACGUCCACUAUACAACUUGCCGUCCGCAACUCGGGUCAACUAGCGCCUCACCCACACUGGUACCUCUCAGGAAAUGAUCCCUGGCCACCUGGUAUCCUGUCUCGGCAGGAGAAGGAGUUUGAUGAUAUUUUUCUUUCCUUCCCUCAGGAGGCUGAGUGGCACUGCGAUGAGUUCACCAAGGGAGCCUGCUUCAGCCGAGGAAAGUCUGAGGAGGAGUGCCAGAACUACAUUAGGGUGCUGCUGGUGAAUGGGAACAGGCUGUUUACAUGUGGGACCAAUGCUUUUACUCCCAUCUGCACCAACCGAACGCUGACAAAUCUGACUGAGAUCCACGAUCAGUUCAGCGGAAUGGCUCGGUGUCCUUACAAUCCCCUUCACAACUCCACUGCCCUCAUCACGUCCAGCGGAGAGCUUUACGCAGCCACGGCCAUGGAUUUCUCCGGGCGAGACCCUGCCAUCUACCGCAGCCUGGGCGGCCUGCCACCUCUGCGCACUGCCCAGUACAACUCCAAGUGGCUUAACGAACCAAACUUUGUGUCAUCCUACGACAUCGGCAACUUCACCUACUUCUUCUUUCGGGAGUAUGCUGUCGAGCACGACUGCGGUCGCACCGUCUUCUCCCGGGCGGGCCGCGUGUGCAAGAACGACAUCGGCGGACGCUUCCUGCUGGAGGACACGUGGACGACGUUCAUGAAGUCCAGACUCAACUGUUCCAGACCGGGAGAAAUCCCCUUUUACUACAACGAGCUGCAGGGGACCUUCUACCUGCCCGAGCUGGAGCUGCUCUACGGCAUCUUCACUACCAACGUAAACAGCAUUGCUGCUUCUGCUGUGUGUGCCUUCAAUCUCAGUGCCGUAUCGCAGGUCUUCAACGGACCCUUCAAGUACCAGGAGAACUCUCGCUCAGCCUGGCUGCCCUAUCCCAACCCCAACCCCGACUUUCAGUGCGGCACCGUCGACUCAGGCUCCUACGUCAACUUGACAGAGAGAAACCUGCAAGACGCCCAGAAGUUUUUACUCAUGCACGAGGUUGUCCAGCCCGUUGCUCCUGUGCCCUACUUCAUGGAGGACAGCGUCCGCUUCAGCCAUGUGGCCGUGGACGUGGUGCAGGGCAAAGACAUGCUCUUUCACAUCAUUUAUUUAGCUACUGGUAAGUAGCACAUCCAUCAUGUC